AUCGUGUGUUUCAAGCAAACGGUUGCGCAUGCGCACUGCUGCCAAUUUGCGCGGCUUUCAGUGCAAGCUAUUGCGCAUGCGCACAGGCGCCACCACACCUAGGACCAAGCCCGUAAUGGCCUCCCGCCUUAAUUAACAUUUCCCCGUGCUGUAACUUCACUUGGGACAACAACCUUUCCUCUGGUGCUUCUUCAACGAUGUCGCCGUCGUCGAACAGGCUCAGACUCAACCGAAGCAGAAUAAAACACGUCGCUUGUGUGAAGGCGGCGCGGAGAACAGCAGGCCGCCAGGCGCCCGUCGACGUGGACGCCGAGGCCAACAAUGGCGGUUAUCUUUCUCGUGGAAGUCGUGUGGAGCGGCGCGGCUUGACAGAUGUUGAUGGAACUGUGAAUUCCAUCUCUACUUCCUUCGCUGGUUCAGAGGUGUCUUUAAAAAGACGCUCACAAGCAUCCACAUGCACUAUCUGUGGCCACUCUAAAUGCAUUUCCCCUCAGAGGAGAACCCAAGUCAAACUUGUGGCAAAAAGCUUUGACCUCUGUCCAGAAAAGACAUCCAGGGAAGACGUCAGGCUAGGCCGCCACCCUAAAGUAACCCUUUGUGACGUUGUCCGAAACUGUAGGGUGAAGUGGGACCGUUCUCGCUUUUUGCUACCAGAUGUUCUGAGAACCGAGACUGUGUAUUGCUUCAAACAGGACAUGAGAGUUGCCGGAUUUCAGUCAAGUCCCCGUUGUGACCAGCGCCAAAAUACCACAGUGCCGUAUCUGAGAAUGCGGUUGUCUGGAAACCGGAGACAACCAGUAGAAAAUACAAAGAAAGAGAGUGGAAUCAAUUCUACUGCAAGUCGUUUCUCAAAUGGUAGGGACAGUGAUGUCUCUAAAACAUCCUUCUGGUUUGGAAAGGCGGGUCAAAGCUCAGGUGGGAAUGUUAGAACAAAAAGACAGGACCUGGACAACAUUUUAAAGGAAGUGCAAAAAUGCAGUCAGUCAUGUCCAGAACCUACACUCAGGAAAGACAACGGUGUCCCUGAAGAACCUUGCCCUAAAAAGGUAGCGCAAGAGACCCCAGAAUUGUUCAGUGACGACCAGGCAACUUUCACCUGCCAGAGGGUGAGGGUCCAUAUUAGAAGAGAACACUAUUCAUGUGCACGCACAGACAAGGCGUGGCCCUUUGCUGACAAUGGACCCGCCCUUUUGAAGCUACCAGCAGACAGGCAAAGGUUAUCUCCGCAGCAUCACCAACCUCUGGGCUCGUUAGGAAGGCAAAGCAGUGACAUUCACCAUGAAGCAGAUCUAACAGAGGGUGUAGGACACAAGUCUUCACAUGAAACAGAAAAUAAUUCACUUCAUGCAAAGAAAUUAACUGUAGGUCUUCCUGCAGUUACUACUACCUCCUUCACCGCGAGUCAGCAAUCAGAUUCUGGUACUGACCUACUGUCAGUUGGUCCAUCCUCGUCAACGCAUUCCCCUUCAGAACUUGGCUUGAGAGGCUCGCUUACAGACAGGCCUGUGUUCGCCUUAUCUCCCAUCCCCAAGGCUGUUUGGAGUCCAACUUCUUCACCAAGCGCUUCCAUUUCCCAGGGUUCACAGCAGUCCUCCUUCCUCUUACACCAAGAGAUAGGAACACAUGACAGCAGCCCACCUUUAAACUAUGAGUUGCCUCCUGCAAUAGACAAGUGGGAUGAAGAAUACAUGGAGAACACUCAAAGUGAGUUUGUACUUCCGCCUGUGCUUUCUCCAUUUAAUUCACCAAAAGGAAACUUCUCUAGCCAAAACAUUUCACUCGACAAAGACGUGAUGAAUACGCUUUUGCCACGAGUCUUCAUCAAUGGUUUGAUAAACCUGGGAAAGGGUAAUCAAUUGGAUGUAGUCUCCUCUGAUCUUGGAUCCCUUCCUGACCAUCUGGCAAGAGAAACUCAGGCUUCUCCCUGCAGUGUCGGAGAUGUGGACAAUCGGACUCAUGUGGAAACUAAUGAAGCACGAGGUACACCUGAGAAACCUCCAUCGGACCAGACACCAGACCGGGACCAUUCCACUACGGAACUACGCUCUCCUCUGAGUACUUGGAAUGGUGAUAGAGGUGGAGAGCCCAACAAGGAGCAACCGCCAUCUUCUGUGGCUGCUCGGCCGUGCGUUUUGGAUGAGCUUACAGCGUAUCAACACGAUAUACUGCUCGUCGACGUCAACCACGAUGAGUCGGAGCUCUUUGAGGACCUACCCCAGGAGAGUCUGCUAAAACUUGGUCCUGUCAGGGUUCAAGUAAACCAAGUGACGUCUCGUGCGCCGCAAACUAUGAAACCAAGAUGGACCCCUGUUAAUAUCAAGUUUCCAUGUGGCAGCCCUGACGUCCAUGAGGAAAGCAUCAGCCGACCCUGGAGGCCUCAGAAUGGCAAUAAUAUUUGCCCCAAAAGCCAAAAGGACACAUCCUUUGUCACAGAUAGACAAACCAGGCCAAUGGGCAAGUAUGAAGCCUACAAAAAUCGAAUCAAUGGAGGCCAGGAAAGACAGCAGCCCAUCCAGAACCAAUCACACAAUCCCAUACCUCAUCUUUGCACUUGGAAAAAUGGUCCAUGGAUGCCAAAAUCUGCAAACAAGAGAGAUAUUGGAUGUAAAAAAACAGCUUCUUACUGCAGACUCUUCUUCAGUGAAUCAGAGUCCUGUGGCUUUAAGGUGUGCCGCUUCCUGCAUGUUCCUAAGGAGGGCGAUGAGAAGUUGUGUGUGGACACUGUGACACGCUUCAUCAGAAAUCCUACGUGCGUCCACAAAGCAGGCGCUGUCUUCACAGGCUACUACCAGAAUAAUGCUCCAGGGAGCUUUUUCUCCAAGCCAGUCUUUCUAUCGCUCCUGUGGGCCCUGCUCGAAGCAGGCCUGGUGUCUGAUGUCUUGUCAGUUCUCAGCGUCAGCUUGGCUCACAACAUAGCGCCCAACCAUGAGUUCCUGCGCGCUCUCUUCAAUGUUGUGAGAGAGAGAAGUUUGAGCAGCUUUGUAGCUCAAGUCACACAGCUUUCUUACAAGAUGGCCUGUGCAAACUUAUUGCUGAGCUUGGACUGCUUUGACAGCGUUAAAAACUAUCCUGAAUUCCAGCAGAGUACGUUUACCACUACUUCCACAAACCAUUGGUUAUGUACUUCAUCCAGCAGGGUGCCCAUGUUGGACUACAUGACCUUGUCCUACAUUAUUGAGAUAGAGCUUAGCGCCAAGCUGGAGGACUGGUGCCAGAUGGCAGAGGUUUUUUGCUCCAUUUGCGCAUCCUGCCAAGAUGGCAGCCAACUGGAGCGCAUCAGCAGUCACAUCAGUGUGGCACUUCUGUUGGAGAGCAAGGACAAGAUGUCUCUGCCCUUUGCCGCCUUCGCUGAGACAAUUUGUCAAAAAGAAAGUCCCAAGUCUGUGUUGAUGAAUUUGUUUGGGAGGAUUGGAGUGUCCCUCAUGCUAAGAUACUAUAAAAGAAAGCAGUGGGCUAAGGGUCGCAGGGUGGUGGAGGUGCUGUCCCUUUCCAAAGUCAGCUACUCCAUGCUGAAAGGCUUAUUUGGGAAUGAAGAUGGCGGCUCACGCUGCUCUUUGAUCACCAUGGCAACAGAGCUCUUCCUGCUCAGCGGCAGCCUGGAAGGAGCGCUCAACACACUCCGAGAAAACCAGUGGUUCCUGAGUUCCAGCCUUUGGCCGUGUCCGCCCGCUCACCUGGAGAGCAGAAGCCGUGUGCUCAUCCAUCUGGCCGAGAGGAGCUCACACAGGGACAAACUGGAGGUCCUCUCCAAUCUCCCCGGAAUCCAAGAGCCCAGUGACCAGGUUGAGGUCCUCAGGUACACCGGGCUCUUUAACUCCCACCUGCAAGUGUGCGUGGACAGACACGUGCUUCCUGUUGCAUCUGACAUGGUGGACUUCAUGCUCCGUAAGAAGCUGCUGGUGGACUACGCCGUGCUGCAGAGGCUCAUUCAAAAACUGGCCAAGCAGAACCACUGGCUGCGAGCACGCCAGGUCUUCAAACACUCUCUAACUGCUGGCUACUACCCCGCCAUAUCCGCCCCCCCCGGGUUGAUGGCACUGAUGGUCCCCAGUCAACUGGUAGAAGAGGAGGUGGCGCUCGCAUAUGAGAUGUUCAUCGCCGUCAACGCCUAUGCUGUUCUGCCCCUCUCAGAGAUCACACCGUCCACCCUCAGCAUCACCCUCAAGAGGACUCAGGAGAGCGAGAGCGAUUACCUGCUGGCCGGCAGCCGCCUGCUGGCUGCUGCGUGCUUGCUUCAGCCCAAACUGCUGCUGCACUACACCGCUGUCAACUCCUCCCAGGAGCAAGUCUUCACCCUCAGCCUGGCCUCGGCCCAGCGCUGGCUGCACAAUAACCAAGCGUGGGCUAACCAGGUGUGGACUUAAGUGAGUGGUCCAUGUUUGACUGAAUUAUUGUAUAUUAGUGGCAGUUCAAUUAUGUCCAUGUAUAUUUUUGUUUAUAAUGUUUUUAUUCAAAGUUCUGCUUUAAAAGUUCUGCUACACAAAAGCA
Molecule: messenger RNA, 4488 nt
Organism: Nerophis ophidion (straightnose pipefish)
Lineage: Eukaryota; Metazoa; Chordata; Actinopteri; Syngnathiformes; Syngnathidae
Gene: topaz1
Product: testis and ovary specific TOPAZ 1
Exons: 20
Coding region: 198-4364 (1388 amino acids)
Biological process (GO): spermatocyte division; spermatid development
Source: RefSeq, a predicted model, not a curated record